Molecule: messenger RNA, 4573 nt
Organism: Anguilla rostrata (American eel)
Lineage: Eukaryota; Metazoa; Chordata; Actinopteri; Anguilliformes; Anguillidae
Product: rho family-interacting cell polarization regulator 2-like
Exons: 23
Coding region: 232-3480 (1082 amino acids)
Source: RefSeq, a predicted model, not a curated record
GAUGAAACCCAGCCAGGGCGGUGGAGGCUCUUGUACAGUCAUCUCCAUGCAGUGAGGAGAGGCACUUACAGCAGCCUGUGCUUCUCUCUUCUCAGGCUGAAGCUGACAGAAAAAAACACCCUUAUUUAUUUAAAGAGGUUGCCUUUAGGAACAGGGUAACGCUGACUGAAAUUUCACUGCCAGGGAUUCCUCAUUCCACAAACUGCCAUUUGACACAGCUGAAGGGUUACCAUGGCCAGGAUUGUGAAGGAUGACCUAAGUGUCAUGAUGCAUGAGGAGGCUGCAGACAUCUUCCUUGAAGGAGUGUCCUCCCCUGGCCCAGAGGUCAUGGCCUCGGUGCCUCACUCUCCUGGGGGCCCCAAUGGCAUCAUCCGGAGCCAGUCCUUCGCUGGCUUCAGCACCCUGCAGGAGAAGCGCUCGCGGUGUAACUCCUUCAUAGGGAACACGCUGGUGCUGAAGAAGCCCCUGUCCAAGCCAAAGAAGUCACACCUGUCAGGACACAAGGCCAGCGGCAGCUCCCGUGAGCCGCACCCCAAGAGGGUGGAGGAGGUGUACGGGGCCCUGAAACAGGGCUUGGUUGAAUACUUGGAGGUGCACCAGGUGGAGCUGGACAAACUCACAUCCCUGAUGAAAGAUAUGACGCAGAACUCCAGACUGGGGGUGCUGUAUGAUCUUGACAAGCAAAUCAAGACAAUCGAGCGAUACAUCCGUCGGCUGGAGUUUCACAUGAGUAAGGUGGAUGAGCUGUAUGAAGCCUUCUGCAUCCAGAGGUGCCUACGGGAUGGAGCCAGCAGGAUGAAGCAGGCUUUCUCCUCCUCUCCCUCCUCCAAAAGCUCCCGUGAGAGUCUGGCUGAGGUCAACCGUCGCUACAAGGAGUACAGCGAAAAUAUGAGCAGUUUUGAAGAUGAGCUGGAGAACCUGUUGGGAGAGUUUCACAUUAAGAUGCGAGGUUUAGCUGGCUUUGCACGACUCUGUUCGGGAGAUCAAUAUGAAGUCUUCAUGCGUUACGGGCGCCAGCGCUGGAAGCUGAAGGGUCGCAUUGAGGUCAACUCCAGGCAGAGCUGGGAUGGGGAGGAGAUGGUGUUCACGCCCCACAUCACAGAACUCAUCUCCAUCAAGGUGUCAGAACUGAAAGGCUUGGCCAAUCACAUACUGGUAGGAAGUGUCAUCUGUGAAACCAAGGACCUGUUUACAGCCAUGCCACAGGUGGUUGCCGUUGAUGUCAACGACCUGGGCACCAUCAAACUCAACCUGGAGGUCGCUUGGUUUCCAUUUGAUGUGGAGGACCUGACUCUGUCCUUGGGGAACCUGUCCAAGGCAGCCGCCCUGCAGAGACGAGUGUCUGUGUACAGUCAGGGAACGCCUGAGACGCCCAUCUUUCAGGACUCUUCGUACUUUAAGUGGGACACCAAGCUGCAGGAAGGCCAGCACUUUUCUUUUUUCAGUGCCUUGCGUGAAACCUUCUUAGCGAAGCUGAGACACAGCCGCUCGCACGGGGACCUCCCCUCCCUGCAGCUGUGCCCCAGGUCCAGCUUGGAGGUCUAUUCCACGCUGGCGGAUGACGUGUUUGAGAACGGCGGCUGCGGCGUCACAGAAUGCAAGCGGCUGUCCUUCACCUUCUCCGACACACCCGGGUCCAGCCCCCUCCCUCUCCCCAGCUGGUCCAACCCCGCAAUCAUGGUCACGCCCCCAGAGAAUGACUGCCACUCUCUACAGUCAGAGAGCGCGGACGACGGGGGGCGGCAGAAAGAGGAUGAUGGAGAGGAGGACGAGGACGACGACGACGAGGAAGAGGGGAGCAUUAGCAUCAGCCUGGCCAGCGAGGCGGGGUCCGAGUGGGAGGAGCAGGCGGAAAGCCUGGACAACAGGUCGGCGUCACUGGGCUCGGACCGGCUGUCCGCCUCAGACGUCUUCCUGGACCGCUCCGUGUCUGACGCGCUCCUGCAGGAGGACGGGUCAGAGCUGAAGCCCGUGGAGCUGGACGGUGAGGAGGGCAACCUGACCAAGCAGCUGGUGAGGAGGCUGACCUCUGCGGACAUGCUGCCAGACCCCGUGCGGCCAGAGGGGGCGCUGGGCUGGGGGAGCAGUCUGGAGGAGGCCUUCCAUGGCCUGCUGCUGACCCUGGAGGGCCUGCAGGAGAAGAGCAGGGAGGUGCAGAAGCUGGAACGGGAGGUUCUGCAUCUGGAGGAUGUACUGAAGAGCAGAGCUCCCACACACAGGAGCAGAUCUUCUAGUCUCAGUCUGACAGUGGAGAGCGCUUUGGAGAGCUUCGACUUCCUUAAUACCUCAGACUUUGAUGAUAAUGACACAGGUGAUGAUGAGCUCCCUCAUUCAGCGUUCUUCGACAUGGAGACAGAGCGAAUCGGGGCGAGUCAGCACCCUGAGGCGAGGGGCCACCUGAGUGAGGCUCUGACGGAGGACACGGGGGUGGGGAACAGCAUGGCGGGCACGCCCCUGCCCCUCACCACGGGUAGCGACAGUCUGGACAUUGCCAUCACCAGGCACCUGCAGUACUGCUGCCACCUUAUCCAGCUCCUGUCCAGCAGAGGGAGCCCCUCCAAUGCCAGAGCCCAGCUCCAGAAACUCUCCUCUCAGACCCAGCUGCUGGAGGAGCUGGGAGAGAUAUUUGCCAACCAGCAGGGAUCCAUUGACACGCCUGCUGAUGUGCUCCCAGGACUGGCAGAGAGACCAGCGCUGCUGUCUCUGUGGUUGGAGCUCAGUGGUCCAGUCAGCCCUUUUCACAGCUCUCUGGACAGAGUGCUAAAGUACCUGCACCACAGCUUCACUGCAGCCCUGCAGGAGAGACACCCAGACACUGCACACACAGUAAUUCGGCUGGUGGUCACCGAGAUGAUGGACAGGAGUGAGCUGGUCUCCUCCCCCUGCCCCUCACCACCUGCCCCAAACCAGGACAUCCUCACUGUGUUCCAGUUCCACAGCUACGCCUGCACUCACAGCAUACAUGACAUGGAGGAGCACUUUCUGCAGGUGGCUGGAGAAGUUGAAUUUGUUGCUGGUCUGCGCUCUGGCGACAUCGAGUGGACACUCAGGGAACUGCAGGAGGCCCAGGCCUCAAGUCUGUGGCCCCAGGAGGAAACUCUGAGGGCCCUGGCUGCGCUCCUAGUGGCGGACACUCCACGGCUCAGGAAGGCUGCAACUGCCUUCCUCAUUUCAGCCUCUGCUCAUUCACACUUCAGGUCAAAGGCGGUGGAUUGCUACAUCCAGGCUCUGUCAGAGGCAGGCGUUCAGACUCAGAGAGCAGCUUGUGUCGCUCUGAGCUGCAUACAGGCCAGUGAGAGCACUGAGGCAGUGGUGUCCUUGUGCAACUCAGCCGAUGAGGAACUUCGCCAUGUUGCCAUAGAAACUCUCCUUACUUUUGGUGAGAAAGGGCAACUGGCAUACGAGCAGCUGGACACGGUUCCCGGGGAGAUGGUGCGGCUGGGCACGCGGCGAGGAAAUGCGGUCACCACGGCCCUCUGAGGGCCCCCAGCGGGGCCUGCAGACUCUGAUGGGGCCCUAUGGAGGGGACCCCAGCCCAGCGUAGCCCUGAUGUCCCUUUCACUCUGAGACUGAAGUCAUUCACAGGUGUUCAGUCUGAACCGUUAAGCCAUUUCUGUGUGUGCAGACUUUAUCAGAACUAUUAUUCGAAUAUUUGCAAUUUAUCAUUUGUGUUCGUACUACUAAUGGUUAAUGUUAAUAUUAUUUGUUUCUAUUGGUGAUAGUCACAAUUUUCAUUUGCACUUUGAAACUGCAUUACAAGCAGGCAAGUACAGCAUAUUGUACUUGUAUUGUAAAUGUGGCAUAUCAUGCUUUAUAUAUUUUUUCUAUAUUUAUCUCACAUUUGACUUUUAUUGUGAGAGAUUUUUAUCUACCACAAUUAUGCUUCAUGCUUUACAACAGGGUCCAUAUAGUCUCACAGUUUCAUAAAUGGUUCAGAUGUUAGGAAGCUUGUUUGACUGGUUUAUACUAGGCUGUGUUUGGCAGCCAUUGUAACUCCACCCAUCAUGGGAUUCAGGAAACGUUGUGCACUUCUAACACCUAGUCAUGGGAGAGGAACAUGAUCUCCAUAAUAAGUAGGGGGUGAUUGUAUAGUGCAAUGGUUUGGGAGCUGGGCACAGCUGUCGUACCCUUAGCAAGGUUCUAAACCUGAAUUGCUUCUGUAAAUAUCCAGCUGUCUUAAUGGAUUGUAUGUAACAUUAAAGAAUGUAAGCCGUGUAAGCCAGAUUCUCUUAUCUAGCCACUCUAUAUAAGAGUAUCUGCUUAAGCCUAAAAUGUAUUAUUUAAUCUGGAGCAAUCAUAAACUGUCAAUCACAGACUUUACUCUUCACGAAAACUGUGAUUGGUUAAAAUACAAUGAGUUAUUGAUCGCUAAAAUGAGUAAUCACACUACGUGGAUCUGUUAUUUGUCCUGAAUCUAUUUUUGACCACAACAGAAAAUGUAAUUAUAUGCAGAAGAUUAACUUAAUGACCCAUCUCUAGUCUUUGUUAUAAUUAAAAUUGUUCCAUGUGAAGCUCACAACAGUAAUUAUUAUACCACAUUCAAUGCAAUCAAAUAAAAUGGAUAUAAACUGUU